GUUUCGAAAGGACACCCCGCCCGUAGCAGACGACCAGGGCGACCUCCAAUACCACUUUUUUUCCCCUUCCCCGUCGCUCGCGUCUUUCAUCGAUCGCCAAGAUGCCGGCAGUCUGUGAACCGUACAACGCAGUCACACCGCUUCUACUGGCGAAUCCACUUACACAUGGCCGGCAGCGAUGAGGGCGCCUGAAGGAAGACGGCGGGGCUCAUCCGUGAGCCGCGGCCCAUGCCGUCGUCCAGCGCGUCGUCGCAGGCUUUGCCCCUUCUCCAGCCCGGAGAGGACGAAGAGUUCGAACCCAGCGCCGAUGGGGCCGCCGACGAGGACCCCGGCUCGGGCCACUCGUGGGCACUCUACAAGGGACUCGCCUUUUCGUCCCUGUCGAGCCUCUUCUUCUCGCUCUGCACCGUCAUCGUCAAGAGGCUCAGGUACCUGCACGCCGGCGAGCUGGCCAUGGUGCGCUUCCUGGGCAUCCUCGUGUUCACGUCCCCACUGGUGGUGGCCAGCCGGCAGCCCCCGCUGGGGCCCCCCGGCGUGAGGAAGCUGCUGAUUCUACGCGGACUGCUGGGAGCCACCAGUCUCUUUCUCCGCUUCUACGCCAUCCACUACAUGCCUAUCGCCGACGCGUCCGUCAUCAUCUUCAGCGUGCCGGUCUUCGUGUCGGCGCUCGCCAAGGUCUUCCUCAAGGAACCCUGUGGCCUGUUCCACGUGGCCGCCGUGCUCGUCACACUGGUCGGCCUGGGGCUCAUUACCAAGCCGCCCGUGCUAUUCAGCGGCAGCGCCGACUUCGAGCUGCGAGGCGUACUGGCCGCCCUGUCUUCCACGGUCUUCGGCGCCAGCGUCUACAUCGUGGUGCGCAAAGUCAAAGGCGUCCACCACUCGGUCAUCAUGUUCAACUUCGGCUGGGUCGCCAUCCUCGAGACCACCGCCAUCACGCUCGCCGUGGCCAAACUCGAGCCGCCAGAGUGCGGGCUCGACCGCUGGCUGCUCGUGCUGCUGGCCGUGUUCAGCUUCGCCGGACAGAUCCUGCUCACCAGGGCUCUUCAGCUGGAGCAGGCCGGGCCCGUGUCCGUGGUCCGGGCGGCCGCGGACAUCGUGUUCGUCUUCAUCUGGCAGGUCAUCUUCUUCGGCGAGGUGCCGGACCGGUACACCAUGUCGGGCGCGCUUCUGGUCACAACAUGCGUGCUGCUCACGGGACUGCGCAAAUGGGUGUUGUCGCUGCCCGCCAGCUCGGCGGCGAGGACGAGGCUCGGCUGGCUCGCGCUCUGACCCCGGGAGUGCUCCCGCGGGGAGGCGCCAACGAUGCUCGUUCGCCGGGCGACGUCACGUGGGCUGCGCGAUGGACGGAUCGGGGCAGUUUGCGAUGGGGGCCGUAGAACGUGCGCGUCGUUCUCUGGCGGAGCGGGAAAUGUCUGUCCUAGUCAACAACUCACAUAUCGUGUGAAGCUUGAGCCGGUUACGUUGUAUAGCUGUGAUAAUAUAAGGAUUAUUAUCUCCCCGUUUGCGCAGGUGAUGAACAAAAUAAAAAAGGAUGGAGGGUCAGUGCUUGUUGCAACUGAUGUUGUAUCUUUUUACUUUUUUCGUUGACUGAAUUACACAAAGUUGGAGGCAAAGUUGUGUACAUGUUUAGACAACGGGAACUUAGUCUACCCCUAGGUGCUCAUCUGCUGUAUAGGAGACAUUUGAUCAGGAUAGUACAACUGCUAGCCUAGGGUUCAGGAAAUACCCAAAGUAGAAAAGACAGCAGCUAAAUAAAGAGGUUAUUCUCAUCUUGACUUCUGCACA
Messenger RNA from Ixodes scapularis (black-legged tick), 1785 nucleotides. RefSeq names its product solute carrier family 35 member G1. The record is from RefSeq and is a predicted model, not a curated record. The transcript has 3 exons. Gene Ontology annotation, cellular component: membrane. NCBI's taxonomy places the organism in Eukaryota, Metazoa, Arthropoda, Arachnida, Ixodida, Ixodidae. Bases 229 to 1269 code for a protein of 346 amino acids.